This is a messenger RNA of Sarcophilus harrisii (Tasmanian devil), 3205 nucleotides long. It is a transcript of the gene IKBIP, whose product is annotated as IKBKB interacting protein. The coding region runs from base 332 to 1468 and encodes 378 amino acids. The transcript is spliced from 3 exons. Lineage: Eukaryota; Metazoa; Chordata; Mammalia; Dasyuromorphia; Dasyuridae. The record is from RefSeq and is a predicted model, not a curated record.
GGGAGAGGCUCCGGGUCGCGCACGCGCGCGCGCGCUCUGCACUUAGCCAUCGCCUGAAGGAGCAGAAAGCGGAGAAGGGCGGGGUGGCUACGCGGUGGAGCGCGCGCGGCGAGGACGAGCCCAGAGCGAGCGCGAGCGCGAGCGGCCCCGCCCCCCCGCCCCCGGCUCCCAGGGAAGAAGGAGGCGCGGCGCUGCCGGCUGCUGCUGCGGACGCCCUGACAGACAGACGGACGGACGGGCGGACGGACGGACUGACGUACGGACAGACGGAUGCGCUAAGGUAAAGAAGCGGGCGGGGAGGCCCUCGGGGCCCCGGGCGGGGGAGGCUGCGAUGCCCGCCCCCCACCCCGGCCUCGUCACGGUCAGCGGCCGCCCGUGUCCCCCCCCAGGACCCGCGGACAUGUCCGAGGCGAAGCAUCGAAAGAAGGCGGGCGCCAAGGGGGCGCCCCCGGAGCCGGGCCGACGCGGCGAGGCGGGGCAGCCCCCGGAGCCGGCCCGGGGAGCGGGAGGCGGCGGCGGCGGCGGCGGCGGCUGGGCAGACCCGCGGACCGUGCUGUGCCUGCUCUCCCUCGGGACCAGCCUGGCCUUGGCCUGGUUUGUAUUUCAACAGUCAGAAAAGUUUGAUAAUGUAGAAAAUAAAUACCAGCUACUGAAAUUGGAAGCCACAGAAUUCCAUAGCCUUCAAAGUCAAGUCGAUUUAAUUUCUGAAAAGUGUCAGAAGUCUGAAGCUAUGAUAAAACAGUUGAAGGAUUUUCAGAUCAUUGCUCAUCUAAAACGUCUUCAGGAAGAUGUUUAUAACUUGAAAACUUGGUCCAACAGGAUAACUGAGAAAAGGGAUAAGUUGAACAACAACAUGACAGCUCUUUAUCAAGCAGUUACAAACACAGACCAGAGUACAAGUUUCCUGGCAAAAGAGGUUUCCCUCAAGAUUACAGCUGUCAAAACCGAUAUAAGGCGUAUUUCAGGGUUAGUAACUGAUGUAACUUCAUUAACAGAAUCUGUACAAGACCUGGAAAGCAAAUUAGAAAAAGCAGAACAAAAUACAAUCAAAAACAUAGGUGAUCUUCUUUCCAGUAGCAUUGACAGAACAGCAAAACUAAGGAGUUUAGCAUCUGAAAAUUCAGAAAGAAUUCAGGUUGCUAGGAAGAUGCUUUCUGAACUGAAAAGUGAUUUCACCAAGCAUUCAGAUAGACUUUUAAACUUAGAAAGUGACAGGGCUAAAAUUCUGAAGACAGUGAAUUUUGCUAAUGAUUUAAAGCCUAAGGUUUAUAACCUCAAAAAGGAUUUUUCCCGUUUGGAACCAAUGAUAAAUGAUUUAACCUUACGAAUUGGGAGAUUAGUUGCUGACUUACUACAAAGAGAAAAAGAAAUUGCUUUCUUAAAUGAAAAAAUAUCUAAUUUAACUAUAGUUCAAACUGAGAUUAAGGAUGUAAAAGAGGAAAUAACCAAAAUUUCAGAUAUAAAUUAAUCCAGGGAUUUUUAACCUGUUUUGUGUCAUGUUUUUAAAUGCAUAAAGUACAUAAGACUGCAAAGGAAACCAACUAUACCAAAAUUUAAAAAAUAAUAAUAAUAAUUCAUAUAACCCUGGUUAAGAAUAUCUGAAUUAGUUGGGUUUUUUGACUAAGUUGCCUAAAUUGGAAAAAAAAAAAACCCAAAAUGGAACAUCAUAUUGCAAACUGAUUUUAAAAAAUGGAAUUUAAAUUUAAUACUUAAAAUUUUGGAAGCUUUUAAAUUUUCGUGUAUUUGAAAAAAUGUGUCGUAAAAUAAAGGUGUUUUUAGUGAGCUUGUGUAACAGUUGAGUACUUCAGUUUUUCAGCAAGUAAGCAUGUACUCUCAUGUUUCUAUACAGAUGUCAAAAUGUUAUUGGGAGACUUUAGUGACUUCUGACAGAAUUCAGUCUCUGGUACGAGUCUCCCCAUUGCCAGCUUUGUUACAUGAUCUGCCCCCUUCAGACCCAAUGUUUCACUCAGUUCUCAGAGCCAUAGCUUUUUAUACAUUUGUUACGUAUAACUAGCUAAUCAUAACCAGGAUUCAUUUUCAGAUUAUCAAUCAAUUAACAGUUCCUCAGAGAACUUGACAAUCCAGUUGAUUUAGAGAUGUACAUAGAUAGCUAUACAGAAGAUAUAAAUACAAGGAAUGAAAGUGGGUGAUCAUGACAAUUUUCAUGUUGAAAACUAUCACAAAAAUAUUAUUUAUUCGUGUGUGUAAUAAGGUACAACAUGUUUUUGCCUUCUAUUAAAGACUCAAGAUUUAGAUAUCUUGAUUGAAAUACUCUGCUGAUUGUGAAAUUAUGUGGUUGUGGUUGUGAAAACUUAGUUCCGUAGACUGGUCUAUAAAACUGGACUUAUUUAAUCCUCAGAGUGGACUACUACCAGAAAGAGUGUCUGCUGACUUAAAAGCCAAACCUCCAUUUCUGGAAUUCUGUAAGAAUUAUGUCCUGGAGAAAAAUUGCCAUAGAGUAGAAUGAGUUGUAAGAUCUUAGAGGUCAGAUCUUGGGGUCACACCUUAAUUCUCAUAUUGACAAGCUGUGUUAUGUGACUGGGUAAGUCACUUCAACCUCCAUUUGGGAGGAAGGGGGAAAAUACUUGCCUUACCUGCCUCCCAGGAUCAUUGUGAGGGAAGCUUGUACAUCCCAUUAGAGGGUUUGAUUCCAUAAUCACCUAUUGGGUCUUUGCUGUGAAUGGCACCUCAGAAUCUGUGAGGACUGUAGACACAAAUAGAUAGAAAUAAUCACUCAUCAUUAUCAGGUUAGCUCUUUAGUUGUACAAUUUUUAUUCAUACUUGAAGAAUCACAAAAAUGGCUUCCCUGCAACCCCAGGGAAUUUACUCACCAGGGAAUCCCAGGUCUUCAAAAUCAGAAAGACAUCCAACUAAAGACUGAUUCCUUGUGUCUUAAAUGGGACCAUCACCAUUUUUUAAAAUAGCAAGAACUCACACCAAUAGAGUUCUUUUAAGGUUGGCAAAACAUUUCCCUCCCCCCCCCCCAUCCUAUGAAUUAAGAGUGCAAAUGAGGAAAUUGAGGCUCAGAUAAAUGAAGUGAUUUGCCCACGAUCACACAACUUGUCAGUUUUGGAGCUUGAAUUUAAACUCAGAUGUCCUUGAGCAUGCCCUUUCCCCUGCCCCACACUGACUAUCCAGAAGAAAAGAUGAUGUGAAUGAUAGUGUCACAGCCCCUUUUAAUCUUUAAAAAAAAAAAUCAACUUAU